AGAGCAGCACUAAACUACCUCUUUCUCCCCGUGUGUGUGCUGCUUCAUAGUUUUUCGCUCUGCUUCCGCUUGGACACAAAAUGACACGCUUCUAAACUUUUGCUUCGGUUCAAUGAACUUCCUCUCUUUAUCAGGUAACAAUCAUGGAUCCUGUCAGGCAGAGGCGCAAAGAGGACAUCAGCAGAGCUCUGACAUUCAUACAAUCUUCGCUGGCUUAUCCAGAGCCAGAGGGCUACCAGGAUUUCCUGACCCAGUUAGUGUGCAACCUACUCGAGGAGGGCAAUGCCUGCUUCAGAGAUGGAGACUGGGAGCAUGCGAAGAGGGACUUCAGUGAAGGCUUGAACGUGUCACACUAUGCUGCAGGAGAGGGCAUCCAGAUCCCCCAAGCUUUACUGGAGAGCCUCUAUGUCAACCGGGCCACUGCCUACCAGAGCAUGGGGGAGUAUGAUCGAGGCGUGAAGGACUGCGACAAAGCUUUGGAAGUGUUCAAGGACAGUCCCAGGGCUCUGUACAGGAAGGCGCUUUGUUUAAAGGGGCUUGGGAAGUACAGAGAGGCUUACAACUGCACCACGGACUGUCUGCUCAUUACUCGUGUGGACAAACAAGUGAAUGAGCUGGCACAGGAGCUGGCCAUCCAUCUGGGACUAAAAAAUCGAAAGCCCUAUGUCAGUGCAAAGGAAGGUGGACUUACUGUAAGAGGCUCUGCAAAUGGAAACAUAGCUGCUGAAACCAUCCAGGUGGCUGGUGCUAAUGUAGGAAAUGGUAUAAAUCCUUUAGUUGGCAUCGCACCAGUCAGCUUUACCAACAUGCCUCCUUACUUCCGUCCUGCCAUAACUCCUAACUGCCACCAGCCUGCUGUCGCCUCAGUACUUGACACUUUUGAGGACUCCGAGUUGAUCGGAGAUGACUUGGACAGCCUUCUCGACUGCCUCCCUAAUGAGCACGAGCCAGCUGAGGCUGCAUUCUCUGUCCCCAGCAGCACCGUCCCUUCAGCCCUGCCCACCCUGCCGGCCCCAACACCCCAGCUACCCCCAGCCUUCUUCACUUCAGCCGUCAGCACACUUAACUGCCUGGAUACGCUCACAAGUGGUUUGGACAGCGAACUGGAUGCCCUGGGUGACAUCUCACCCGUGCAGGGGCUGGAUGCCUUAGAUAACUUCUCUUCUGGAGUCACAGGUGCUCCGAACCUAGGUCUGACCUCCACGGCGCUGGAUGCUCUGGAUGCUCUGGAUGAUCUUGAAUCUUUGGAUGACUUGUUGGAUGCAGUGCCAUGUGUUGAUACUGUGAGGGACGUUAAUGAGUCCAAAACAUACCUAGACACUGAGGAAAAGUCUCUUGAUGAUUUGCUUGAUGAGCUAGAUUCCAUUGACACCAUCUCAGAUCCAAGUGGUCAGAGUGGUUAUGUCUCUAAAAUGGGUGUGAAUGCUGUGGACCAGCUUGACACCCUCAAUGCCUUGGAUUCGUUUCACUUCAUGGAAGGAAGGGUGCCAGCAGUCUCCAUAGAGGGAAUGGGCCUAGACCCACUUUCCAAUUUCAGCUCCACUGGUGUUCCAGGCUCUUAUAAUGCUGUCACUCCAGGAAUCCGAUCUCCUAACAUCUACCAAGAGAUGAGUGACCAAGCUUCACCUGCAAGCUCCAACUCUCUGGCCCACACCCACGAGUUCAUGCCUGCCUGUUCUGCCUGUUUCCCUCGAGAAGGUAAAGGGAUAUAUAGUUAUGUUCACAAGCCAGAUCUGGUCCACAGUUGUGAAAAAGACAUUCUGUUAUGCAGACGAAGGACUGGCUUUUUUUCACAGUGGACCAGAGUGCGACCGCUUCCUUGCUGGAAAUCCUUUAUUGGACCAUAUUUAAUUUGUAAAGAGCUGACAAAUUCUAUGGAAGGCACGUGUAAGUAUGGAGAGAAAUGCAACUUUGCCUUCAACCAGCUGGAGAUUGACGUUUGGACAGAAGAGAGAAAGGGCUCGCUGGUCAGAGAGCUGCUGUUUCAACCGGCAGCAGUCAAACUGGAUCCGGUAACCAGCAUCAUACGACUUGUGGAGGAACACAGGGGCAUGUUCCUGUUCGUCUGUCAGACAUGCUUCGACGGUCAACCGAAGGUCAUCAGUGAGCGCUGCAAAGACAAUCCCACUGUCUGCUCGAAUGCGCGCCACUCCUUCGAUGCCAAUAAGUGCUUAGCCUUCGUGGUGAAGUCCAGUGUGAGCUUCAGAAAGAUCCGCCCGCUGAGUGUCCUGUGCCAAUUUGAUUUGUGCCGCCAUGCUAUCCGGUACGGUUGCCAGAGAGAAGACAGCUGCGCCUAUGCCCACUCUGUCGUCGAACUCAAAACCUGGAGGGUGCAGCUAGACACAGGUAUCACUUCUGAUGAGAUUGUGAAAGUAUCAACUAAUCACGAGAACGCGUUGAAACAGAAAGUGAAUAGAUUGUCUGCUGGUGGAAGUAAACCAAAAGGAGGUGGAGGGGGAGUAGCAGCAGGAGGAGGAACAGGAGGUACAGCAGCAGCAGGAACAGGAGCAGCAGCAGCAGCAGGAAAAGGAGGAGCAGGAGCAGCAGCAGCAGUAGGAGUAGCAGGAGCAGCAGGAAGAGGAGGAGCAGCAGGAAGAGGAGGAGCAGGAGGAGUAGGAGGAGCAGCAGGAAGAGGAGGAGCAGGAGCAGCAGCAGCAGGAGGAGUAGGAGGAGCAGCAGCAGCAGGAAGAGGAGGAGGAGCAGCAGCAGCAGGAAGAGGAGGAGGAGCAGCAGCAAGAGGAGGACCAGGAGCAGCAGCAGGAGGAGUAGGAGGAGCAGCAGCAGCAGGAAGAGGAGGAGGAGCAGCAGCAGGAGAAGGAGGAGGAGUAGUUGGGAAGAGUCCGAACCUGAAGAUGAAGUUUGUCUGUAUUCAGUGCUGGCGGGACGGCCAGAUUAUUGAGCCAGACAAAACCCUCAGAUACUGCAACUCCAAGGCCAGACACACGUGGGCUAAAGACAGACCGAUACUCCUGGUGAAGUCCUUGGAGAGAAGUAAAUGGGUUCAGGUCCGACCGCUGCCACAUGCCAAAAACUUCCCCGUGCAGUACGAUGUAUGUAUCCAGAUUUUAAACAAAAAGAAAUGUACCUACAUUGGGAACUGCACCUUUGCCCAUAGCCAUGAGGAGAAGGAGAUGUGGAUGUACAUGAAGAAUAAUGACCUACGGGACAUUCAGCAGGUGUAUGAAAUGUGGCUGAGAUUAACCACCCAGAAACGCCAAUCUGAAGCAGCCUUGACCUCCCCUACCAUCUCAGAAGAGAAAAACAUCGCCAUGCCAACUGAUUAUGCUGAACCAAUGAGUGACCUUUACUGCCGUCUGUGUGGUAAGCACAGUAACAGCGAGCGGCAGUGGCAGCAGCACAUCUCCACUGAGAAGCACAAGGACCGUGUGUUCAGCUGUGAGGGAGAAGACGAGGCUUUAAUGUGGAGCUACCGAUUUCCUGGUGCAUGCUUUGUACUCUGCUCCAAGUUGGAUGGCACCUGUCCUGAUGGCAUGAGCUGUGACUACGCCCACAGCCACGAGGAGCUGCAGGAGUGGACCGUGAGACGAAAUUUGUUUCGACAGAAGCUGGCCAAAGCCCGGGAAGAGAGGCUCAUCAUGCCUGACGAAUUUGACUUUGGAAAGUACAACUUUCUACUUCAAGACUAAGAAGAUACUUUUUUUUUAUGGAUAAAGACUUUGUGAGCCAAUUUUUGUGACUGUCAAACUAUCAGUGUCUUAAGAGUUUUUACAACUAAAACCAAAACCAACCAGUGAUGUGAGCAAUAGCAAUAGAAUGAGAAAUAGCAAUCUGUUCAAUUUACCAAAAGAUCAUUUGAAAUAUGAAACACUUCUUCCUUUCCAAAACAUACCAUGUACCAUGUACUUGAAAUUGGUAAAUAUUUUUAAUUCUUUCUAAUAAUGGUGUAUGGAACUUUUUCAUGGGAACUUUGUCUGUUCAGCUAAAAAUCAACAUCAGUAAAAAAAAAAAAAUGCAGUGCUGUGAAACUUAGGCUCAUGUUGGUGCCACUCUAAAAAACACAGCAGUCUUAUACACACAUAUACACAUACAAUUCAUCACAGAAUAUUUUAAUAAUAGGUUAAUAUCAUAUACAUAAUCUUACCUGCAGCCUUUACAUACUGCUAUCCAUGUCAUAUCUUUGCAAAAGGUUGUUUUAUUUUCUGUUCAAGCAGGGAGUAUUUUGAAGUGCUUUCAUUGCGUAGGUCACAAAACUACUGUAAACAUGGGGCAUCUCAGUUGAAUCAUAUGCUGAUAAAUGGAAUAUUUCCAGAUAUUUGCUUUAAUCUCAGAGAGGAUUUAUCAAAGCCUUAACUAUGCAUUAAAUACUCUCCACAACCUGAUUUCUCAAGUUUUUCACCAUUAAGCACAAAUAAAAAUGGUCAUGUUCAGAUCUGAUU
Scomber japonicus (chub mackerel) is the source of this 4397-nucleotide messenger RNA. RefSeq names its product zinc finger CCCH domain-containing protein 7B-like. Bases 144 to 3647 code for a protein of 1167 amino acids. The transcript has 23 exons. Gene Ontology annotation, molecular function: miRNA binding; protein binding; metal ion binding. The record is from RefSeq and is a predicted model, not a curated record. Gene Ontology annotation, biological process: miRNA processing. Lineage: Eukaryota; Metazoa; Chordata; Actinopteri; Scombriformes; Scombridae.